UCUAUUCAUGUCAUUGUGCCGCUGGCUAUACAAGUAGAAGCAUUCCUUCAACGCUGGUGUGUUCAUUCGUUAUUUGUUCUCUGUUCGGUUUCAUUUUAUUGUUUUAUUCGUUUCGGAUCACUAAAUUCACAAUGCUCCGACUGUACGACGGACAAAAAAUUCCGGUCAUUGGCAUGGGAACACUAAAUAUCAUCGGCAAGGCCAAGAUCCCCCAUUUUAAGGAGGCUAUCGACAUCGGUUAUCGCAUGUUCGACACGGCUCAUAUCUACCACAAUGAGACGAACCUGGGCACAGCCAUUCGGGAGUCGAUUGCCGAAGGCAAGGUAUCGCGGGAAGAUUUGUACAUUGUUUCAAAACUUGGACCCCAAUUUCACCAGCCGGAUCUGGUGGAGAAAGGAUGCCGUAUCUCGCUGGAACGGUUGGGUUUGGAUUAUAUCGAUUUGUAUCUGCUGAAUUCACCCGUGGCUUUCGUACACCAGAGCGAUCAGUACACCUUCCCUCCGACCCCACAGCAAAACCGGCCAGAGUUUGAUGAUGAGCUAACGCCGACGAGAACGUGGCGGGCCUUGGAGAUGUGCAAACGGAAAGGACUAGCUCGGGCCCUCGGUGUUAGUAAUUUCAACGAGGAGCAAUUGUGUGAAAUUCUGGAUGACUGUGAAGUGAAACCAGCGGUAAACCAAGUCGAGUGCUCCGUCGGCUUCAGACAGGAUAAAUUGCGAAAAUUCUGUACGGAUAAUGGAAUUCUAGUAAUGGCCCACAGUCCACUGGGGAAUCCACGCAGUUGUCCACCAGAAUGCACCCCAUUUUUGCGAUCACCCGUGUUGACCUCGGUAGCGAGCAUAUGCAGGAGAACUACCGCUCAAGUUGCUAUUCGAUAUCUGAUGGAGAAAGGAACUAUUCCAAUACCCAAAUCUACAAACAGAUUCAGAAUGGCGGAAAAUUUGAACGUAUUCGAUUUCGAUAUCGCCGAAAUCGACAUGAAUUCGUUGGAUGAAAAUAUAGAGCAACGUCGAACUGCAUCACUUAACUGGAUGAGGGGUUCUGUUAAUUGUCCGUUCGAAUUGAAUUGUUGAGCAUUGAUCAAAUAGUACUGAUAGAAAAUUAAAAUCAAUUCAUUUUUU
Messenger RNA from Toxorhynchites rutilus septentrionalis, 1121 nucleotides. Its product is annotated as aldo-keto reductase family 1 member D1-like. Gene Ontology annotation, molecular function: aldose reductase (NADPH) activity. The transcript is spliced from 2 exons. NCBI's taxonomy places the organism in Eukaryota, Metazoa, Arthropoda, Insecta, Diptera, Culicidae. The coding region runs from base 132 to 1073 and encodes 313 amino acids. The record is from RefSeq and is a predicted model, not a curated record. Gene Ontology annotation, cellular component: cytosol.